Molecule: messenger RNA, 5038 nt
Organism: Struthio camelus australis
Lineage: Eukaryota; Metazoa; Chordata; Aves; Struthioniformes; Struthionidae
Source: RefSeq, a predicted model, not a curated record
AUGGGUUGCUGCAGAUUCGUGGACUUCCACUCGGCCGCGUCCACGUGCUCCCCGUCUCGCGCCUCUCUGCUCACCGGGCGGCUCGGCGCUCGCAACGGGGUGACCCACAACUUCGCCGUCACCUCGCUCGGUGGCCUCCCUCUGAACGAGACGACGUUAGCCGAGGUCCUGCGGGAGGCUGGGUACAGCACGGGGGCUAUAGGCAAAUGGCACCUGGGACACCAUGGCCGCUAUCACCCCAACUUCCGUGGUUUCGACUAUUACUUCGGGAUCCCCUACAGCCACGACAUGGGCUGCACAGACACCCCUGGCUACAACCUCCCACCGUGUCCCGCCUGCCCUCGGCACGUCGCAGCAGCCAGCCAUGUGAAAAAAGACUGUUACACGGACGUGGCUCUUCCUCUCUUUGAGAACGUCACUAUUGUCCAGCAGCCCGUCAACCUGACCAGCCUGACGGCACAGUACGCGGAAAAAGCAUCGCAGUUCAUGUGGCGUGCCAGGGAACUCUUUAUUGGGACAAACUUUGGCGGUCACCGUGGGAUGACCAAACCGGCAUUCGCCCUCCAGCCCAAAUCCGCUCCUCGCCGAGAAGCCUCCCUAAUGAGCACGUCUUGCUCCACUGUUGACCAGAUGACAGGAACUGCUCGGGGGCUCAUUAAAGCCCCAAGGCAAGCGCUGCUGUGCAGCCGUCUCCUCUGCCCCCGGCUUCGGUUCGGUCACGUAGGGGCAACUGGAGCUGCCUGGAAGAAACAGGGCCCUUCACUAGAAAAUAAACCUUUAUUACCAGCAGCUGCCUGUCAGGCCCCGCUCUCCGCUCUUGCUAGCGUAGAAAGGCAUCUGGCGAUACAAAGGAGGAUAGCAGGGGUCGUGGGUCUUUUGGCAGGACGCAAAAGCUCCCCGAAAGGGGGAGCUCAUGGAGAAGCCCUUGGAGAGCAGAGGGGUGGCUUCAUGGCCUCCAUCAGCCCACCCGUUUCCGUCCCCGUCUGGCGGUGUGGCUCACGGAGAUGUUUUUCUCUUGCAGGUGACAACGGCCCCUGGGCUCAGAAGUGCGAGCUGGCUGGAGGCGUCGGGCCGUUUGCCGGCGCGUGGCAGCGCCAGCGAGGUGGGAGCUCAGCAAAGCAAACAACCUGGGAAGGAGGCCACCGGGUCCCGGCGCUGGUGUACUGGCCUGGCCGAAUCCCCGCCAACCGGACGAGCCCUGCCGUGCUGAGCACUAUGGACAUUUUCCCUACUCUGGUGGCCCUGGCUGAAGCUGAGCUUCCUCCAAACAGACGCUUUGAUGGUUUAGACGUGUCCCCGGUUCUCUUUGGGCAGUCAGACAAGGGGCACAAGACACUUCUUCACCCCAACAGUGGGGCAGCUGGGAAGGAUGGAGAGAUAAAGGCACUACGACUGGCUCAGUACAAGGUGUUUUACACAACAGGAGGGGCAAAGGCUUGCGAUGGAAGCGUUGGGCCAGAAGAGCAUCACCAGCCUCCACUCAUUUUCAAUCUGGAUCACGAUAUCCAGGAGCAGGAGCCUUUGGAUGUGGCAUCCAGAGAAUAUCAGGCAGUGUUACCUGCAAUCAGCAGGGCUUACGCAGAAGCUCUUCAGGAUAUUGCAACAGACAAUGUCUCGGUUGCAGAUUACUCCCAAGAUCCGGCAGCGACCCCCUGCUGCAACAGCCAGCAUGUGGCCUGCCGAUGCCAAGCUCACGGGUCGCACGCAGCCUCGCUGGACCAUCGCACAGAAGGAGCAACGCAGCUUUGCAUUUAAUCAAGUAAUUGCUCGAGCUGCUCCGUUUCUGAUUCUGGCUAUGUUAACGGGACUGUUGUUCAGCCUGGCUCCAGGCUUCAGGUUGGCCACAGAGGACAGGGAUGGAGGCUGCGAUUCCCUUUGCUCCGUGCUAUGAAACAGUGUAGGGAGCAACCUCACGCGCCGCAGUGACCGACUGCUGGUUAAUGCUGAUCGUCAGGAUGAGACCUGCACAAACCUACCCAGGCUGCAUGCAGCCAGCCAGCGCCUCUCGGGUUCCAGGCAUAGUUUAUUUGACUUAACGAAACAGCUCUCCUGAUGAAACCUUCAGAUCAACUUCAUUCCUGAGGCUUUGACUCAGAGCCUGCAGAAGAGUGCAGCCAAAUGCAAGCAUUGAUGGUGUACGUCUGGAAAAGCACUGAGGAAUCGGCUAAAAGAAACGCCUUUUCUACUGAUCUUCAGAAGUUUUAAAAGAUCUGCUGGUAUGUAUUCUUCAGGUCCGUAUAUGCCACAUCGUUUCAUUCUUGCUGAAUCCUGCAGGUUUUCUUGUGUAGAACCUCAUAGCGCUACCCCAAAACUUUUCUAAAUAUGAUCUUUUGGGGCAACGAGAGUGGCUCCUGAAAGGCUGAGCUGGUUGUGCAGUCAGGCUGGUGUCAGCAGGGCACUGCUGGGCGCGAAGCAUAUCCCAGCAACUCCCAAAACUGCCAGCAACUUCUGCAGCUCUGAUGAACUAGUACAAAAGUGGCAACUGCUUGGACAAGUAAUCAGCGAACAGCAGGAACUGACACAUCAUUUGCAGCCAUAACUGUGGGUAAAACCAGAAGCGACUGUCAAAUAAACGGAGCUGGGUUCAUGCUUCCCCUCCUGAGGGCUUUGAUCACUCGGAAGGGUGAUGCAGCUCCUCGCAGCAAGUCUCAAGCACAGCACCUUUUCCUCAGGUUAGCUUUUAGCCUGCCGUCCAUCUCAAUAACAGCUAAGUACUUUCCGCAUAAGAUCAACAGCAAUUCCAAAGAGACCCUAGUAGACCUGAAAGCAUUUAAUCCACCCCAUCAAUGCAAGCAAGAUAUGUAAUUGAACUAGUUUAACCUCUUGCUACAGGAUUGUUCAGCAGUACUAGCAUACUAGCAUAUAGUAUGCUAGCAUAUAAUACUAGCAUAACCACAUCCAUAUUAAUUCUUGUUCAGGUCAGUUUUUAACAUCACUUAAGCCCCCCCUGGGUUUUUCAUCUCUUCUCUGACCUGUCCCUCCUUCUGGUUAAUGAAGAGGCAGUUUCCUGCAAUCAGCAACAGAUUUUAUGUUAGACUGAAGCUGCAUUUCCUUACUAUUAACGAUUGAGCCUCUGAAGUCCUGCUCACCAGCACUUGAGGUCAGGGGAAGGCAAAAUGUUUUAAAAUGGAGAGGAACUGCUGGGUUCUAGGCGCUGCUGUUUCCCCAGAAGUAUGUCCAACUUCAAAGCCAUACUCGCGGCAUGGGCUGUGGGUGAAUAUUCCAUUUUGUCACAAGUUUUGAGGUUUUUAAAUGUCUUUUUGUUGCACACUGGAAGACAAACAAAAUCCUUCCCAUGUUUCCACAAAAGAGAAUGCUGUCAAAACAUUUUUGUUGGAUAAGGUCAGGUUUUCUCUCCCUCCUUCACACAAAAGUGACCGAUCCCUGAAACCCCUCUUGAACAAGUCACUGAGACCGUACGUUUCAGCGCUGAGAAAACAGCAGAGUUCAGUGAAAAUUCAGAGCAUCAAAACAUCCUGACCAGCUCUCCUUACGAACGAACACAGCAGGAGCCAAUGCUGCACUAGCAAGGAGACCAGAUGCAAAACGCUACCUCCAGCAACAGAGGGGGAAAAAGUGAAGUCCUAGCUGCAGACGCUUUAUCUGGAAGCUCCUAUUGCUAAGCCACCGUAUCAACGAGUAUUUUUGGAAAGCUCCUUCCCUCCUACACCACCUCCUCCCUACGUUACACAUAUUAAGUUGCUCUGUCAGGUUAAUUACAGCACAGGAUUUUGACAGAUCAAAGUCCAUGUAAUAAAGCGCCUGCUGUUGUACAGCAGGGGUUUAGGGCUGCUUUUAUACUGCGUAGUCCCAGCAGGCAGACUCAUUCAGGAGCAGCAUGAUUCCUGCUUGCUGGCAUUUGCUUGUCCCCAGACCACAGGUUCAAGUGUAGGUUCAUAGAAAGAAGCAAAGGAUUUCUUUCUGGCCCUGCUGCUCCUAGGAACUUUCCUGCCAGAUGCCUGGGCCAGCAGCUCUGACAAGAGGGGAAGACAUUUUAGCUCCUUCCUAGGUAAUGGAACAGGACAAACAGAAAACUUUUGUUCCGAGUUUGCAAUAGGUUAUGCUACAGGUAACAAAAGAGAAUUAGUCCAAAGUUUAUGUGACUUGAAAAGCUGGAUUUAGGUAGUGUUUAAAAUGGAGUCAUGAGCUAGUUGUAAUACUUUGCAUCAGUUUAAAGUGCCUUACAGAGGAGGUCAGCCUCAACAUAUGGAACAAAUCCUGGGAUCCCAGUAAAGUUUUUACUUCCUCCUUCAGGCAAAAUACCAACAGCAAGAUGUGUAAAAACAGAGGAAAGGAUUCAAAAAUCUGCCGAGUUUACAACUUGAAAUCCAUUACAAUAUGCUGCUGUAUUAAUGCAUUACUAUUAUGAAGACACUGCUGAUUACAACCAGGUCAUAUCAUGGUAACCAAGCUCUGUCCACUUAAGAGUUAAAUAUUUAACACUAUAAAUGCUGGUAUAGUAGGAAGAGGAGCAGGAGAGACACUGCCAGGCUUAAGUUAGAUUUUUAAAAGCCAAUAUGUCCUUCCAAUGACAACUGAGAAAGUGCCAUUUAAAAAUCAUAAAACGGUUUCAAACUCUGUUAGGCUUUUCACUUUGUAUUGGGAAAAGGAGUUUCCUUUUUAGUUAGCUUGGAAAUAAAGAGACCGGUGAGAUUCAUAUAUGUCCCGGUUGCUUUCCCAUACACUAACACAACUAACUGGAAAUGGUGCAGGGAAUAUUAAGUGUUUAUUUCUAAACGAUGGGAUUGUUCAAAUUAAAGCUAAAAAACAGUCAAGUUAUGUGCAAGGCACAAAGGUCAGAUCUGGAUCUGAAUGUCAUUCGGCAUCUGAACUUCAUUCAGCUAGUUUGUUCGGAUCCAUCUCUAGUUACUAGGAUUGGUCAUCUUUCCCCAUCUCUAGCUGCCAUUCAGUGGGGGUGUAAUCUUCCUGGUACUGUCCCUAUAGCUUAAUUAGUUAUUUUAAGCUUCACAGUGAAUUGGGACAAGGUGGGGGCAACAAUAUCUCUUCUGCAAGGGUUAAUACUUUCUUCUUAGCAUGA